This is a messenger RNA of Pollicipes pollicipes, 3057 nucleotides long. RefSeq names its product SLIT and NTRK-like protein 6. Gene Ontology annotation, molecular function: protein binding. The record is from RefSeq and is a predicted model, not a curated record. The transcript has 9 exons. Gene Ontology annotation, cellular component: plasma membrane. Bases 160 to 1839 code for a protein of 559 amino acids. NCBI's taxonomy places the organism in Eukaryota, Metazoa, Arthropoda, Thecostraca, Pollicipedomorpha, Pollicipedidae.
GCGUUGCCGUCGCCGCCGUCGGAGACACGGGCCGCUCGUCGGCGAUAGCUGAAGAGUAGCGGGACGACGCGUGAGAACGCACCGGCCGGGGAAUCGGCCAUCGCAGCGGGCGGAGACCUGCAGAGGUGAAGGACAGCGCGUGAGACAUUGCGCCCCGCCAUGAAGACCUGCAUCGCCCUGAGCGUCACCUGCCUGGCGCUGGUGCUGCCAUCUACUGAAGCCGGCUUCUUCUUCGGCUCGACCGUGUGCUCACAGUGCAAGUGCACCGAAGCCGACCCGUACAUCAUCGACUGCACGGACCUGGACCUGGGGGAAACGUUCGGCACCAGCGACACCUGGCCUGCCAACAAGAGCGGAAUUCAGCUGCAGUACGACCAGAACUCGCUGACCCAGGUGGUGGCGCUGCCGGCGCUCGAUGUCGUGGACCUCUCGUUCCAGCACAAUGACGUCACUAAAAUCGCCGAUGACGCGUUCCAAGCGCUGUCCCGUCUGCGCCGGCUGGACCUGAGUCAUAACAAGUUGAGCCGUGACUCGCUGCAGGAGCACACGUUCCGCGGCCAGUACAGCGCCAACAGCUAUCAGCCGUCGCCUCUGGAAGUCCUCGUUCUCAGCUACAAUGGCAUCCACUCGAUCUACGAGGACGCUUUCUCACACCUGUCGAAGCUGCGAGAGCUCGACCUGUCGUACAACCCGCUCUCCGUUCUCGACCACCACACGGUGCUGGCGGUGACGGAGCUGGCACGGCUGCGCGUGCUGCGACUGGCCGGUACGGGGCUGCGCCAGCUGCCCACCGGCUUCCUGCACGCCCUCAUCACGCUCCGUGAGCUGGACCUGGGCGAUAACCAGCUGGCUGUGGUGCCGCCGGACCUGUACAACAGUCACGCCAUCACAUCUCUGCGACUGAACGGCAAUCCGAUCAAGGCGGUCGACGAGAACUCCUUCAACGGCAUGACCAAGCUGGAGAUACUGAACCUCUCCUCCAUGCCGAAACUAGAGUACAUCGGAGCGGGGUCCUUCUCCACGCUGGUGGGGCUGCGUGUGCUGCGCUGCCGCGAUAACCCCCGCCUCUGGAGCCUCAGCCCGCAGGUGUUCCGCGGCAUGGACACGUCUCGCGGCAUCUUCCCCCUGAAGGAGUUGCUCUUGAGCGGCAACAACCUGACCACGCUGGACGAGCGCACGGUGCCCUUCUGGGACCAGCUGGUGAUGCUGCGGCUGGAGGACAACCCGUGGCACUGCGACUGCCUCAUCAAGUGGAUGACCACCAACCUCAUGCAGCACUUGGAGACCGUCGACGAGCAUGCGGCCAGCCGAGUCACGUGCCAGUCGCCGCCGGACCUGGCCGGAGAGGCGCUGGAGCGCCUGGCAGACACGCCGGACGUGUUCAUCUGCCCGCCGGAGGCGCCGUUGCUGAACCGACGCGGCGGCUCUAACUCCACCUUGGCCGCGGCCCUCUCCGUCGGCGCGCUGGUCAUUUUCAUCGCCGCUGGCGUGGUCGGCUUCCUCUUCUGGCGGCGCGACAAGAUCCGCCGCGCUUACAGCAACAAGCUGUAUAUGACGUCACAGCUGGGGGCGGUGGUGGUGCUCAUUGUCUGCGUCUUCUUCUUCUGGUUCAUCGUGGGUGCGGACCGCACGGGCGUGAUAUCGCCCUCCGACCCCAUCCUGCUGCGGCUGGUCGGCAGCUUCUUCCUCUUCCUGCUUAUUUCCGCCGGCGCCGCCCUCUACGCCAUCCGGCGUCAGACUGAGUCGGCCAAAUACAGGGCGAGACAGCAAAUCCGCUACCGGCGCGCCGUCAUGGAGGAGGAGGUGGACGUCGACGACAGGCCCACCGUUGACGCGUAGGGGCGCCCGACAGCACGCGACUCGUCUUCACGGUCGGCGCCGCCUGGUGUCAAGACUGAUCACUACGUGGUGUGACGUCCCCAAUAGAUGACGUGACGUCACCCAGCGGGCAUGUGACGUCACUGGAUGCACCGGUUGGUCUCGCAAGGCACAAUCCAGUGGUUGAGCAGCUCAGAUUCCCGUCAAAAACAGACACGACGUAUGUUGUUGACUCCGAGCUAGCUCACGCGAGGCAGCCUGUGCAGUAGACUUGUCGACAAGACAUCGACGAACGGGGUGUUUCAAGCGCCUGACUAAGCGUUUGAAAAUAUGUUAUGAUUGUUCUAGUCUGCCGGUCUGCUGAGCUGAUGUCCAAACUUCAGCCAGGUCGACUUCAUAAUUAAACCACGCACACGCGUGCGUAAUCAACACACGCAAACGGUGUCCGCUCGCCUGGGGCCUGUGCCAAAUAGAACCAUCACCAGAUGCGUUUACGAGUUAUUUGCAAGUGUUUCAGUUUACUGGUCCACAGGAGCGAUGUACCAACUAUACGUGGGUCGAGCUGAUGAUCGACAAAUCACGCAUGUGAUGAGUUUUGCAGACGACCCGAGACAAAUUAAUCCACACCCGACACAGGGACGUAGUUUCGCGAAGCACGCUGACGGGGGUGAAUUGUGAAAAUGUGUCAACACCUCAAAAAUACCCUAAAACGAAAUUCUCACCAGAUUUUGCACACUUCCUUUUCAAAGUUGGGAGAAGCCCUCUGAAAUGAGUACGAAACUACACCGCUGCCCUUUUCCGGUCCUGGCCACACUACAAGUAAGCACUUGAUUGGAACAGCUGGCUGACCGGGAUUUGUUUCCCUCAUCGCAUGCCAUCCACAGCAGCCGAUCCACGCGCAUGCGAUCAUCGCCCUCCAAUGCGGCGCGGUUUUCCGAGAAGCCUCGCCGAGCGGAGACGAAGCAGCGACUGCUGUGGACUCGUUGAGAAUCCGAGUGCAUUGUCGCCGUCAGCGCAGUUUGUCGCAAGGACUGGUUGUCAUCAGCUUCACCUGGAUCGUUCGCUGUGAGACACCAAGUGCACCAAGCGACGCGCGAGCGGUCAGUGGCGCUGUCCCGCUGUCAUCCGCGGUAUGCAACGCCGCGCCUUCCGGUAACGCUGGCGUUCGUCGACGUGCCGCUUUUGCGCACGCGCGCCAGCACCGAGCACCGGCGUCCACGGCAGCAGCUCGAAUGAUUC